Molecule: messenger RNA, 5919 nt
Organism: Volvox carteri f. nagariensis
Lineage: Eukaryota; Viridiplantae; Chlorophyta; Chlorophyceae; Chlamydomonadales; Volvocaceae
Exons: 13
Coding region: 1-5919 (1972 amino acids)
Biological process (GO): regulation of transcription by RNA polymerase II
Cellular component (GO): nucleus
Source: RefSeq, a predicted model, not a curated record
AUGACCUCCUUGCCUGUCUUGCUGAGGCAGCAGCUGCUGCGCCGUUGGGCGCCCCGUCCGUGCCAGUGUCCGGCGCCGCGCUUAGAGCGACACUUGACCGCGGUGCUGGAUCUCAGCUCGGACCAUCAAGCGAGUCGCAACUGGUGGUUCGGCCACAUCCUUCAGUUGGACGAAUAUCGCCGUCUCCACCGGCUGAAAUGGAAGUCGUCGGUACAUCUGGCCUUCGUUCCGAGCGCGAGACCGUCCACUGCCACUGUGCACGCCACGCAGGCGCAGUCGCAGCACCAUCAGGCGCCCGCUAUUACGCCAACAGAGUUUGAGCGCCAUAGCGGUCUGCUAACCGCGAAAAAAUGGCGCAACAGCAUUCGCCUUCUGCAGGGUGACGGCACCAUCACCAUUGGCAAAUGGCUGGAACAGCAUAAUAUCCUGCCGCGCCCCAAAUGCAGCGGGCCACUCGGAUCACCUGGCCCAGGCGGCUCCGGGAGUAUGGCCGUCAUCUAUGGUUUUGGCGCCGACGGCAUCGGCCACCCGGGGGGCCUGUCAUCAGGGACCAAUGACAACAGCCACGCCCAUGGUACCCGCGGCGGCGGCGGCGGCGGGUUUGAGCACCAUGUCGUACACCCCCAACUGGGUCGCUGCACAUUACCCCCGAGCCGCUACCCCGCCUCGGAGUACGUCACAGGCGAGGACGAAGAGUACGACGAGGUAGGUGCGCAGCUCGCCGGCGGCAGCGGCGCCGGCGCGGACGAGGACGGGCUGGUCGCUGGCGAGGACAUGUACGGCGCGCUCGAUGACGGCGGCGAUCCUGAGGACGGGCUGUACAGCGGCCCGUCGGAAGCCGCGGGGAGCCGUGGCGGCAGGCGCCCCGCGGCCCACCGCGGCGCUCGGUCGGGCGCAGGAGGACUUCGGGCGUCAGACCGCCGCCGGGUGCAAGGGCGGCCUGCUGGCACCGGUGCCGGCAGUCGCGCGUCAUCGGGACGUCAUGGUCCCCGUGGCCGACUGGCGGGACCGCAGCAACGCGGCACUGCUACACUUGCUGGCAUACAACAACAACAGCAGCAGUUCCUGCAGGGGCGUGGCGUCGUUCUAGCGGGCAUGGCGGACAGUAGCCCAGGUGUUGGUUCCGGAGCCGUGCGGCGGGGCUCGGGCUCCGGAGCCGGUCGCGGGGCUAGCAGCCUGGAUGACGGCGGUGAGGAGGACGAGGGGGGCAACGGUGGCAACGGCGCAGGUAAGGGGCACAGCAGCAGCGAGGGCAGUCCGCCGUCGGACGACAGCAAGCGUCGCGGCGGCGGCUCCGGCGGCAGCGGAGAGGGCGACGGCAGCGGCACCGGUGACGGCGGUGACUCGUGCCGGCCUGGGACAGCUGGCAUGGACGGCGAGCGAAGGGCGGCAGAUGAAGCCCCCGGCUGUACGCGGCGCUCUAUGCGACACGGGCUGGGGACGGCCAAGGCUCAGCUACAGCAUCUCCACCUCCACCACCACCACCACCACCAGCAGCAGCAGCAGCAGCAACAUCGUGAGGGCGCUGCGGACCCCGGGGGUGUUGCGCAGGACCGUUCCACUCGGCACGCCGCCGCCGUUAAGCGCCUACCCCCGGAGUACCUGACCGGCUCGGAGAUAGGGCCGCUGCUCAAGAGGUCCCGCACGAGGCCGAGUGGCGCCGCCAGCGUGGCGGGGCCUGGAGGCGGCGGAGGCGAAGGCUGGAGCCCCGCCGCCGAUGAGCUGGCGGCGCUGUACGACAUUGCCGCGGCGGUGCCGCAGGUUCGCGGGUGGCGCUUCCUGGGGUCGUCCGCGGACCCCAUAUCUGACCAGGUGCUCAUCAGCGUCAGCAUAAACGGACGAACCUAUACGGGCCUCUUGGCGCCGCAGCAGUCCGUACCCGCGCCGCCGCCGCCCCCGCCGCCGCUAGCCACCGCCGCUGCCGCUGCCGCUACCACUGCGAGGCUCCGGGCGCCUCUGGCGGCGCAUGCCGGUUCCCCGGGUACUGGGGCUGGCGGCGGCGGAAGUAUUGCCGCGGCCGCCGCACUGUCAGGCCGCAGGCCAGGGAGUGCUGGUGGCGGCGGCGCGGGUAGUGGUGUUCAUGGCCGCGCGCUCACCACCUCGACUGGCCGUACGAGUUUGCCGCCGCCGGGGCCCUCGAGCCGCCUGUGCCUCUUGGCUGCUGCUGGGCUGGCGUCCGGCUCUGGGCAGGAGGACUACGAGGCGGUUGCCGGGACCGGGGGCGAGUUCACGGACCCCCCGGCCGGUGCCGCCCAUGCGACCGGGGCUGCGGCCGGGGCCGGGACUGCCCCCUUGGAGGUGGAGGACGCGCCCCAGGAUGAUGGCAUGCCGCCCGACUGCCCCCGCUGCGCGCUGUGCCACCGCUGGGCCUCGCCUCUUCUGGCGCCGCCGCCGCCCACGCCGGGUUACGCGCUGCCGUCACCAGUGCAAGCGAAGGCGGUUCCGGGCAUCCUUACGGUGGUGCAGGUGGACCAGGGCGGCCCCGAGGUGGCAACACAACGAGAAGCCGGGUUGGUGCGCACGGGUGUAUCAGCACCGCCGCCGCCGCCGUCGGAGGCAGCGGCGGCAGCGUAUGCCUCGGAUCCCGGGACUGUGUGUGGCGGAGGCGGUGGCACCGCCAAGGCCACCGCCAGCGGGAUGUCGACUGCUCAGCCGGAAGAGGCCACAGGUACCGCUGGCACGAGCUCUGGUGGCAGCAUGGCAGGCGACCCGACGGAGGCCGCGGACGUCGUCGCAACGAAUUGCAAUAAGUUGCAGUUAUGUGUGUCCUCAUCAGGGGUCGUCCAGGCGGAAGCUCCGGCGCCGUCGGAGAUGCCGGCGGCGCCGGCAGCGGGUGGUGCGCCGCAGCCGCCGGCAGCCGCGGCAGCUGCGCCCAAGGUGGAAGUUAAGAGCGAGGGCGACUCGGCGGAUAUCGUCGUCCUACCUCCGGGGCUCGCCGCAUCAUGCGCCACGCAGCAGCAGCAGCAGCAGCAGCAGCAGCAGGCCGCGGUGGCGGGGUGCGGUCUGGGGCCGCUGGUGGAGGUGCGGGCUGGUCCCGCCGCGGGCCACUCGGGGCAUCUGACGGUGCUGGUUCACUCGCAGUGCGCGCUGUGGUCUGCGGAGGUGUUUGUGAUUGGAGGCGCCAUGUACGGCGUCCCUGCGGUGAUCAAGCGCAGUCGUGGGCAGCGCUGCGCGCAUUGCGGCCGCUCCGGAGCCACUUUGUCGUGUUGCAGCGCCAGGUGCGGCCGCACGUACCACCUGCCAUGUGCCAUGGAGGCCGGAGCCACGUUGGUGGCGGAGCCGUACUCUAUGGCCUGUCCGCUCCACCGCGGCGGUGCCCCUACAGCGGCCCACACCACCUCAUCUACCGGACCGCAGGGCCGCAUGCCGCAAUCGAGGCUACGGCCCGCGCCAUCUCAGGACGCCUCCCAAUCGACUGCCACCACGACAGCCACCACCACCGCCGCCGUCACCGCCGCCACAGCGACGGGAGGAGCAGCCCACCUGCCCCUGACGCAGUCUCAAGGCCAACAGCAGCAACAGGUGCCCCUGCCGCGAUCUCUGCAGAUCGCAGCGGGGCGCAGGAUUGUAUUGCCGCCACUAUCGGCGGCGGCGCCGCCGCCGCCGCCUCAACCACCAGGGAACUCCGCCGCCGGCGAGCCGCCGCCACCGCUGCCGCCGCCGGCGCAGCGCACAUCGCGCGUCGCCGCAGAUGCGAGCAGCCUCCCCGCCUUGAUGAUGCUCCGAACGCGAGCGGAUGUGUCGCUGCAGGCGAGUAGCGGCGCCGCAAACCAGUCGCAGCGCCAGCCCCAAGCGGCCUCGCACCCCCCGCCGCCGCCGCCGCCAGGGGCUGACAUCGCCGCGGUGGCAACGGCCGUUGAUCCACAGGCGGAUAAUGAUCAAGGCAAUGGCGGUGUUGUUGGGGGAGGCCCUGAUGGCGAGCAGCAGGCCGCGGAGGCGGAGGCUGGCGACCAGCGGGAGGAGCAGCAGGAGCAGGGGCCGACGAAGCGCUCGCGCCCGUCAAUGGAAGCGCAGAGGCGUGGAGGUGGCGGCAGCGGCGAAGCACCAGCGGACAGCGAGGCCGGCAGUACCGCCAAGGCCGCCGCCGCCGCUGCCGCCGCGGCCUUGGCUAAUGGCCUGGUGCCUUGGCCUCAGGGCGCGCCGCACAUCUUUGAGCGGCGACAGGCCGCAGCUGCAGCCACAGCUGCGGCGGCUGUAACCGCUGCUACGGCAGCUGCCGGUGGGAUAGCGAUGCUGGCCAACAUGUACGGCAGUUUGGCCGCGGCGCCGUCGGGCGUGAGCAGCGCCCAGCUGGAGAUGAGCUCGGUGGCUUCGGAUGGCUUGGCGACGUUGAACAACAGGCUGGCAGCACAUGACCAAGGCCAGGGGGCGGGCUCUGGCGCGCACCUGGCGCUCAAACGCCGCCGGGGGCCGCCGGAAGCCGGAGGCGAAGGCGAAGCCGAGGACGCAGCAACGGCACCAGCAGCUGCGGGCGACCUGCAGCAGAUCGCCAUGGGGCGCAGCGAAGACACAUCGGCAACGGAUCCAUCUCACCCCUCCCUGCCCCAGUCGUCGCAACAGCAGCAACAACUACGUCCGCCCGCAGCACCGCUGCCUCCGCUGCCCAUGGCGAUGGGCGCUAUUCAACCCAUGUUGCGUGCCAGCGGCGGCGGCGCUGAAGCCCAUCCGGGAGACACGUUGGGUCUGGGUCUGGGUCUGGGUCUGGACCCUUGUAGCGGUCUGCACCUUUCCCACGCCUCCGCACUGAAGCUGCUGCAGCAGCACCCCCACUUGGGGGGCUCACUGCCGGAGGGCGUCGCGGCGAUGCUGCUGGCCGCACACCACAAUCACCACCAUCACAACCACAGCAGUGCCAAUAUCAGUGGCGGCGGCGGGCCCAGGCAGGGCGGUGGUGGGGAGCUCUCUGUGGGGAGCCCCCCCGGCUCGACAGCGGCUCAGACACAGCCGACUCGCGGCGGCGGCGGCGGCGGCGGCGGCCGGCCGCGGCACCAUCAUCCUCAUCAUCAUCCGCAUCUGAGCAGUAGCCAGAUGCCGGCAGUACCAGCCCGAGUGAGCGGCAGCACCGCAAGCGGCUCCACGGGUACGGCGUUUGUGCGUGGCGGCGGCGGCGCCGCCGUCGGCGACGAGUCGCCGUCACCGCAGUUCCAAAUGCCGCCGCCGUUCCCCGCUGCUGCUGCUGCUGCUGUUGCUGCUGCUGUUGCUGGCGGCGGCGCCGGUGGCGGCAUGCUGGCGCACAUGCUACCUCGAGCGGCCCGGAAUAUUGAGGGCUUGCUCCCCAGUCGGCCGCUGCUGCACAACCCCUACGUGCCCAGUAGCGGGGAUCCCGCCGCGGACCUGACGCUGUCUAAGAUUGCGCAGAACGGGUCGCGGGAGGUGGAGGCGGAGCUGCUGGGCGGAACCACAGGUCGCGCGGGCCACUCCGGGCGUUGCGCUGUCUGUGUCAUCCAACGCAAGGGCAAGUGCGGUACGGAGAGCGCUCCGAAGAAAUGCCUCCGCCGCCAGCUCGUCGCGCUGCAAAGGGCCACAGGCAAUGGCACCGGCGCCACCAUAGCCGCUCUCAGCGGCCUGAGUGGCGGCGCCAGCGGGGGCGGCGGCGGCGGCGGCAGCGGCGGCGGCACGUUGGCGACGGAUGAUGUGGAGGAGGGGGGCUAUGUCGACGCAGGCGUUAGCGGGGGCGUUAGCGGGGGCGGUGGCGGCGGCGGCGGCGGGGGCAUUACCACCGCCAUCGUCUCGACGGCGCUGUACCUUGAUGAGUGCCUCGCCGCUGCGGCGGCGGAGCAGCGUGCGCGUGAACGUGCGCGCCGUGAAACGUGGUCGCUCCCGCUGGGGCAAGGCAGCGGCGCGACAGGCAAGAGACCGCCGCAGCCGCCGCAGCCGCCGCUGCCGCAUGCGCAACAGCAGCAAUUUGCCGCCACGUGA